This is a messenger RNA of Suillus paluster, 938 nucleotides long. RefSeq lists its product as uncharacterized. Bases 280 to 732 code for a protein of 150 amino acids. The transcript has 2 exons. Lineage: Eukaryota; Fungi; Basidiomycota; Agaricomycetes; Boletales; Suillaceae. The record is from RefSeq and is a predicted model, not a curated record.
AUACAUUAAUCGAUAAUCGAUAAAGUACAAAUCAACUAAAUCUCUACUAAUCGAUCUAUAAGCAAUGAACUCAAUUCGUAAGGACUGUCAAUUUCCUCUUGCUCAGCGACCGAGUUUGAGCUUAGUCAACUAGUUGCGCAGAGCCUCAUCAAUCUCCCAUAGGCAGACCUUAGACGAAUGCAGACAUUCGCUCCUUCAUCCGGCUCGCAACUACUCCAUGAGUAAGUACAUUCUCUAUCAUUUCUUGGCGGCUGACUGUCCUUUGUUUCAGCCCAUGCGAUGCCCCAGGAGCAUACCGGGGAUCUCCUGCACGAGAAUGGCGCCAAAGUCAAAGUGCACCCAUGUAAGUGGGACAAUUGCACGAUGCACGUUGGUGUAGAGCACAGGCACGUUGCCAAACACCUACAGCAACGCCAUGGUGUCAACAUCAGCGCUACAAACGAGGAAACACACAGAAUACCCUGUCUUUGGGUGGAUUGUUUCGAUUUCCAGAUGAAACCAGGCAAUCUGCCGCGCCAUGUACUUUCAACACACCUUGAAGAACGAUGGAUUUGUUUGACGUGCAGCGAACUCUUUUCGCGAGAGGACGCCUUCCGAAGGCAUACUCAGGAAAAGCCGGCCUGCCAGUACGCAAGACCCGCUGUUUCGUACGGAGACGGGGUACUGGAAAUUGACACCCAGUGCUUUGACGGGGGUCGGUCGAUCGACCAAAACGUCAUAUGCAUUCCCUGAUGUCUCGUAAGUUGAUGUAGUAGUCCAGUGGUAUUACCUUAGAGCAGCAUCUCUGUCGUUUUACGUUCCAACUUUAUAUGCAUUCUCCUAUAGAUCUUGUCCAUCCUCAGUAAUCAUCCAUCGUCUUACUACUCAGUUGAUACUAUGUAUACUAUUUGUACUGGAAAAGGCACACUUGUUAGAAAGCGGCGCAGUCCUUUGAAGGC